CUCUCUGUCUCCCCCUGCAGGUGCAGCACAGGAUGACAGGCCAGGUGAUGGCCCUAAAGAUGAACACUCUGGCCAGCAACAAGGCCAACAUGCUCAGGGAGGUCCAGCUCAUGAACCGGCUCUGCCACCCCAAUAUACUCGGGUUCCUGGGAGUGUGUGUACACGAGGGCCAACUCCAUGCUCUAACUGAGUACAUCAACGGGGGUAACCUGGAGCAGCUGCUGGACAGUGACAGGUAUCUGUCGUGGUCGGUGAGGAUGGGUCUGUCUCAGGACAUCUCCUGCGGCCUGCAGUACCUCCACAGCAAGGGCAUCUUCCACAGAGACCUCACCUCCAAGAACUGUCUGGUGCGCUGUGAGAAUGGUGUGUUCACUGCAGUAGUGGGAGACUUUGGUCUGGCAGAGAAGAUUCCAGACUACAGUGACGGGGCUGAUAAGCAGCCUCUGGCUGUGGUGGGCUCCCCCUACUGGAUGGCCCCGGAGGUGCUGAGAGGAGAGCUCUAUGAUGAAAAGGUGGAUGUGUUUGCUUAUGGAAUCAUCCUGUGUGAGAUCAUCGCCCGGAUAGAGGCUGAUCCAGACUUCCUACCUCGCACUGAGGACUUUGGCCUCGAUGUAGAUGCCUUUGAGAACCUGAUUGGUGACUGUCCAACACCAUUCCUCAACCUUGCAGUCCUCUGCUGCAAUAUGAAUGCAAAGAUACGUCCCUCAUUCUCUGAGAUAGUGGUCUUGCUGGAGGGGAUGGAGAGAGGAGAGGAGGAGAGGAAGACGGCCAUCCCUCUGGGCGAUUGUCUCUCCUCAAAACCCGCCACCGUCCACAUCAGCCCCUACCGACGACGGAGUUCCCUUUGUCGCCCCGGCGACCAGCAGUUGUCACGGAGCCAGUCUGAAAUGCUUCCCCAAACGACGCCCCCACUCGGCACCCCGGCCCGGGUCAACCCCUUCUCCCUGCGGCAGGACCUGAACGGGGGCCGCAUCAAGCUCUACGACACCCCCAGCAAGUCUGUCAUCUCCCUGACCUUCACCCUUCCCCAGCAGCCUGAAGCCUGCGCCUCUCCCCCCCUCAGGGGAAACCUCUUACUCCGCGGGCCCCCCCGACGCUGCCAGUCCCUUCCCUGCACCCCCGAGCCGGGGCGAACCCUCCCCCUCCGGGACCCCGACCUGCAGCGCUUGGGGAAAGAGGAAGAAGAGGAGGGGGUAGAGGAGGUGGAGGAUAAAAGGAGGAAGGAGAAGGGUGGGAUGGUGGAGGAUGAAAGGAGGAAGGAGAAGGGAGGGAUGGUGGAGGAUGAAAAGAGGAUGGUGGAGGACGUGUCAGAUGAUUCAGGGCUGCCUCUGGACAUGGUGUCUCUGGGUCCUCUAGAAGAGGAAGAGGAGGAAGGUUUUUCUCUGGCGGAGGCUAUGGACUGCAGCAGGUCUCCUGACACACUAGAGGGCGCUGUUCCUACACCAGGGAGACUACACCCAGCCUCGUCCUCUUCCUCCCUGUUUCUGCAGCCUAACGGCUGGUGCCACCCAGUCUCCAAUGCCCCUUCCUCCCUCCCUCCUCUCCCUCAUCUGGACAACAACAACAUCUCGGCGAUGGUGGUCGUUGGCCAUCCGAUUGGCUGGAGGGCUAGUGGCUACCGCGCCGCAAUCCCGGGCCCCCCUGCUGGCCCCACCCCUGAACAAGAUGAGGUAAUUUCCUGUCCGGGAUGCUGUCUGAUUGGUCUGAGCUUUCCAUCCGUGUGCCUGAAGGGGGUGCCGACCCCUCGCCGCGUUCCGCCCCGACGACCCUACCGGAACCUCAACGGGGGGGACAUCAGUGACCCUUCAGCUGCCACAGCAACCAAGGGACUGCUUUGUUGCGGGGUGAACGGUAUCGCUCCUCCGAGCGCACCUUGCGUUCCUGGUCUGCCCCUACCUGAGGCACAGACUUAGGAAGGGCUCCCCCUAGUGGGCUGACUGACCAACAACAACAUCAACACCAGUGACAUUACUGAGACUUUGACUGGUACUGUUCAGUGAUGCUUUUACUAUUUAUUAUUACUAUUAGGAACUGAUGAUGUUGAUGAUUACUACUACUACCUGAAGUGUGUGUGUGUGUGUGUGUGUGUGUGUGUGUGUGUGUGUGUGUGAUUGAGUAGGUGGUGGGGACACUGGUGGUUGUAUUGGGAGUAAUAAGGGAGAAGCAGAAUAGGAAACCAGAAGUGGGUUAUUGAUGUGAGAUCUUUAUAUUGGUUGUUGACCUGGAGUCAUUUGAUAACUGCAGUGUGUCACUGGUUUGUUCACUCACUUUCUACACUCUGAAUCUUUCUAUUUGAUUCCUACUAAUGAUUCUUCACUGGUCUGGGUGGUGCUGGAGAUUUUGUAUUGAAUUCAAACAGGUGCUUCUUCUUCCCUCAAACCUCAGUGUUCUUCCCAUAACCCACUAUGAUCCAGGUAUCCUCUCAGUGUGUGUAUGUGUGUUAACAGCUUGUGUAACGUUGAAACAGCAUGAAAAGCAAUUCUCCUUAUUUACGUAUUGUACUGAUUAUUUCACUCUAAGUUCUGUGUAUGUGUGUCAGAGGGAGAGAAAGCGCGUGUGUGUGACUGAAUGACUAAGGUUUGUCCCCUGAUGUCUGUUUUGAAAUGUUAGUGGUUUGUGUAAUAAUUUAAUAUAAAGUUAGUGAGGUGUACAUAAACUUUACUAUAAUGUUUUUUGACACUAUUGAUGAGAAUCACUCCACUCUUGAUUUCAUAGGGCUGCUUGUUCCGUACCUGUUGAGGUUGACUGACUGUAUUUGAAAUGGCACCCUAUUCCCUAUAUAGUGCACUACUUUUGACCAGGGCCCAUGGUCAUGUCUCCCUCUGCUGGCCUGGAGGACCCAGGCACACCAGGCCAUUGUGGCUCAGGCUGUGUCUCUUCCUUUCCUCAUAACUCUUUCCUUCUAGGAGAAGCCAUACAUGACCAGACCAGGGAAAAAUCCAGGCUUUAGUCAUAGACCUGGAGAUUUUUCCUAGUCGGGUCACUUAGUCAGUAAAAAGUCUAAGCCAUAUUCAUAUCAUAUCAACUGAUAUGAGGGACUUUAAAAGGUUUAUGACUAUAUGGCUAUAGCUAUUAACAUUCAUAACCAGUUUUAACCAGUUAAUCCAGCUAGUGAU
This is a messenger RNA of Salvelinus fontinalis (brook trout), 3116 nucleotides long. Its product is annotated as dual specificity testis-specific protein kinase 2-like. NCBI's taxonomy places the organism in Eukaryota, Metazoa, Chordata, Actinopteri, Salmoniformes, Salmonidae. Gene Ontology annotation, molecular function: ATP binding; protein serine/threonine kinase activity. The transcript has 8 exons. Gene Ontology annotation, cellular component: cytoplasm; nucleus. The record is from RefSeq and is a predicted model, not a curated record. The coding region runs from base 33 to 1913 and encodes 626 amino acids. Gene Ontology annotation, biological process: protein phosphorylation; actin cytoskeleton organization; positive regulation of stress fiber assembly.